UUUAUAACACCAACAAGGAGGUUUCUUUUGAGUUGGGUACUUUUUCUGCGACGGAUUCGAUUUUUUAUUAGCACCACGCAAUGCAACCGAUUUUACACUACCAACAAAGAUCACACCUAAAUACGCGGCCGAGCUGCAAAACAACGUAAAGUUGUUUUCAUUCCAAAACAUAGUCUCAGCGGCGUUGUUGACGGUGCUAAAGUGUGGACCAUCGCCUGAAAAUUUUCAGUGAAGUCGAUCUUAGGUGUGCACCGUUGCCUAUUUAAGUGUACAAUCCGGACAAUCCGCUACCGGCAAGGAAGUGCUGUGGCAGUACUCUGCUGCCGGCAGUAGUACAGGGCAAAAUGCAUCUUGGUGCCCAGAAGCUGGCACUCAAGCAAAAAGAAGCAAAGUUGGCAGCUGCUUUUCCCAAAGGAGUACGGUGCCAAAAAUGUCUUGAAUUCGGCCACUGGAGCUACGAGUGCAAGGGCAAACGCAAGUAUCUGCACCGGUCAUCGCGAACGCAAGUGUUGAAAAGUAACAUGACUAAACUUCGCGCAAAAAAUGGCGAGAGCAACGACAGUCCAUCGGAUCCGGCGGUGAAGAAGAAAACCGAUGAGGACAAGAACCAUUCCAGUACGACCUCCGGUUCUUCAGACAGCAGCAGCAGCAGCAGCAGCAGCAGCAGUAGCAGCAGCAGUAGUAGCAGCAGUAGCAGUAGCAGCAGUAGCAGUGAUAGCAGCGAUAGCGACUCAAGCAGUUCUUCGAGCACUAGCAGCUCGAGCGGAAGCACUAGCAGCAAUGGUACAGGUUCUUCGGAGGACGAAGCAAAAGCAAGCAAAAGGAAGAAACUGGUCAGCGAGAAAGAUAAGGCUGUUAACGGGCAGGAAGUAAAUAUCGGAAACUUGACGAAAACAAAGCAUGGAAAACCGAAAGACAGAAAAGGUAACAGAAAAGGUGGCGGCAAUAACGUAAGUGACCGUUCCGAGAGCGAAAAUGAAGAACCCUCACAAUCUAAUGACGAGCGGAAGAAGAAAAGAAAGCGUCGCAAAGAAGGUGACUAAUGGCUGAGUUCAGUAUCUUGCCAACACUACUUCACGCAUGCAUCGCUAACCAUUGCUCUUGCCAAUAGCGGGUAUUCCACACGUCCUUCUCCCCGGAAGUUCCACACACCCUUAUGCCCUUGUCGCAACUAACUAACGCCCAUCAGUGAAGGUCUCUAUGCCCCUAUCGGAAAAGAAGAAGCAAACACACAUUUAUUCGUAAAAGUAAUCGUCUAACUUGUACAUAUGAUAAUGAGAAUAUUGAAACGCGCAAAAUAAUCAGAAAACGUAAAUAAACCAUAUUUAGU
Messenger RNA from Anopheles bellator, 1330 nucleotides. RefSeq names its product zinc finger CCHC domain-containing protein 10. NCBI's taxonomy places the organism in Eukaryota, Metazoa, Arthropoda, Insecta, Diptera, Culicidae. Gene Ontology annotation, molecular function: nucleic acid binding; zinc ion binding. The record is from RefSeq and is a predicted model, not a curated record. Bases 345 to 1043 code for a protein of 232 amino acids. The transcript is spliced from 4 exons.